GCGUACAAUGAGCAUACCGUCAGCUGUUGUGUGGGUUUAACUUAUUUCCCCAUUCUCCUCUCCCUCAAUAUCUUUCCGAUCCUAAGCAAUUUGUGAACGUUGAUGGCAUUGCAGCCAAAAUAGUUUCCAACCAAACACAUUGUUGCUAUGUGUGUGGCACCGGUUUUAUUUUUGAAAGAGCGCUACCUACCCCGUGCGUUUCCAGCGUUUUCCAUUUGGAAAUGGGGGUAGACUGCGCGCGCUGGUGAACAACUAGAGUGACUCAACCAAGUUUCCCUUCUGUCUGAGGAAUGAGUAUACAUACGGUCGGGAGAGGACGAGCCGAAAAGCGCAUGAUUGAAUGAAUAAAAUGGAAAGCAAAGACCUCGACACCGAUUUGGUGGGAAAUGUGUUGCCUGAAGCAACAUCUCCCCACCCGGCUCAGGACCCAAACCCCACAAAGGAAGACACUGAGGGGUUGACAAGCCACCCGAAAACAGGCUCAGCCCAGAUAAUGGAAACCUACACAAAAAAAGACAAAGAAAGGAGAGUGGGGACCCCCAUGAAACUGGACGUCAUCCCGAAGUCACCUGCUACACCGACAUCGCCCAUGCCGGGCUCAAGUUCUAGCCCCAAACGUAAUAAAGACACAGUGAAGUCAGAGGACAGACAGAAGCUGGCCAAGGAGCGGAGAGAGGAGAAGGCCAAAUAUCUGGACAAGCUCGGCCAGAUACAAGCGGCGAAGAAGUCCCAAUGGCUGGAGAAAGAGGAAAAGGCCCGGCAGCUGAGGGAGAGCCAGCUGGACGAGCGGCGCAGGAAGCUGGAGGAGCAGCGGAUCAAGACAGAGAAACGUCGCUCUGCCCUGGAGGAGAGGCAGAAACAAAAACUAGAAAAGAACAAGGAGCGAUAUGAGGCUGCCCUCCAGCGGUCCACUAAGAAGACCUGGGCUGAGAUCCGUCAGCAGAGAUUGUCUUGGGCCGGAGGCCUCAGCCAGAACUCCAGCCAGAGAGAAAGCAGAUGCUCCAUGUCGGCGGUCAACCUGCCCAAACACGUGGACUCGGUUAUAAACAAGAGACUCUCCAAGUCCUCCGCCACCCUUUGGAAUUCCCCCAACAGAACAGCCCGUAGCCUCCAGCUGAGCCCGUGGGAGAGCAGCAUUGUGGACCGACUGAUGACGCCCACCCUGUCCUUUCUGGCCCGUAGUCGCAGCGUCGCCAGCGUGCUCAGCAACGGUAAAGACCAGUCGCCCCUAUGCACUCGUUCGUCUUCGGCCAGCCCGCUGACGCUGUGUGCCCACCGGCCUCACCACCGCUGCUCCGACCGCUGGAGGGUGACGUCCAGCACGCCCGACAUCACCCAGCGCCGACGCGACUCCACGCCGAUAGAGAAGAAAAAGAAAGAGAAGAAGGACAAGGAGCGGGAGAACGAGAAGGAGAAAAGUGCUCUCAGCAAAGACACGGUGCUGAAGAAGAGACCGUGCUUACCCAGUAUGAGACACAAACCGGACCCCAGUCCUAGUCCCUUAUCCAGACAGCGGGCUGCCUCACCUGCCACUACUCCUAGAGCAAGACCUUCCUCCUCCUCUCCUAGCCCUGCUGCCUCCCCCAAACCCCCCUCCUCAGCCCGGGCUAGUCCCUCCACCCCCAAGGCCCGGCCCAAGAGGGCUAGGACCCCGGCUCGGGUGGACCACGGGCGCACCUCCUCCCCCGUACCCCUGGAGAGGGCCAGGGAGACCCGCGGCCGUAGGUCAGCCACACCCGAGGAGCCCAAAGGCAAGAGCUCCCCCGUUCCUUCAAUCGUGGUAUCCUCUGCUCCGGCCACGCUCCCUUCGCUGAGUACACCAAUCACGACGGCCACCGCCACUCCCUCUGAGGUCCCUCCUUCUGCCCAAUCAACCCCCAGUGUCCCUGCAUCGUCCCCAGCCCCAGCCUCCUCGUCAGCCAAGCCCAUGGCGGGCACCAACAACCCCGAGGAGGCCGCACGGAUCCUGGCCGAGAAGAGGAGGCAGGCCCGGGAGCAGAGGGAGCGGGAGGAGCAGGAGAAACGCGAGCUGGAGGAGAGAGAGAAGGUCCUGCGAGAGGAGCGUAAGCUGCGGGAGGCGGAGGAGAACAAGCGCAGAGAGGAGGAGGCGCGCCUCAUGGCUGAGGAGCAGCGCCUGAGAGACGAGGCCCAGCGUGUGGAUGAGGAGAAGGAGGCGCAGGAGAGAGCCAGGGCAGAGCAGGAAGAGAAUGAGCGCCUACAGAAACAGAGAGAGGAGGCUGAGGCUAAGGCCAAGGAGGAGGCCGAGAAACAGCGUCUGGACAGAGAGAAACACUUCCAGAAGGAGGAGCAGGAGAGACUGGAGAGGAAGAAGCGUCUCGAGCAGAUCAUGAAGAGGACACGCAAGACAGACGGAGGGGAAAAGAAAGACACCAAGUCCCCACCUCCCUCCCAGGUCAAUGGCAAAGAGGCCAAGAGCAGCAAAGCCUCUGCUGACUACCAGCCAAGCCCAGAGAUCAGCAAGAAUACAGAGAACGACCAUAGUGGUUUGAGAGACAGCUCCACGGUCCAUGUGGUCAACGGUGUCCAGCCUGUCAGACACGAGAAUGGCCUGUCUAGCAUCGUUCUAUCUAUCUGACAAUCAUUUCUGUUCUACGUUAUAGCUACAGUAUAAUGUUACAUCUUCCUGAACAGGCCCGAGGGGAAAAUCUGCAACUGAACCACUUGGGGCCGUAGUCCUUUUGUCUGUAACCAUGUUUCACCCUCCCACAGCUCCACGGUCCAUGUGGUCAACGGUGUCCAGCCUGUCAGACACGAGAAUGGCCUGUCUAGCAUGGGGGACACCGCACACUUUGAGGAGGUCAUCCAGCUAGCCAAUCAAGGCAACAGCAGCAACGGGGGGAGGGAGAAAUCAGAGAGUGACAUGCCCACUGAACCAAUCCUGGCCUUUGAAAGUGAUGAGCCCUUCCUGAAAAAAGUGGGCCCCAUGAAGCCUCAGCAUGUCGCAGAGGUCCUGUGAGGUGUGCCACUCACAAAGGCGAUUCUUAGCCCCCCCCCCCCCCCCCCUUCCCGAAUCCAGCCUCCACUCGUACGGGUGAGGGCCCCCCUCUUCCCGAAGGUGCACAUCCCCUAUGAUCUGUGCCAAACCAAUCACAGACUGCUUUCUAGGCCACAAAAAACAUAAACUUUCCCUGGGAAAAGGGCAGAAGAAGAUGAAGAAGAAGCAACAACUCUGCAUUCUGCAAAAAAGACACAAGCAAAACACAAAAACAGGAUAUGACGUCAUCGCCACCCGACAGGGUGCAUCAGUGUUACCAUUUGUAGAUGGUAGAAGAUAUCGCGGCAUCAAUUCUUCCACAGCAGUAUCAUCCAUGGUAGAUUUCAGUAGCCCUGGGGGUGAAAAAUACACAUUUGACACAAAUGAGUAGUUGUUGUUAUUAUUAUGAUGACGAGUUGAAAGAGAAGUAAGUUGGCUUUUUGUUUCUAAUGUUUAGUUUAUUUAAGAGAAAUGUAAGGACUGGGUACAGCUAUAUGUGAAUAAUGUAAAUGAAAACUUGAGAGUUGGAAUAAAUGAGGGAGAGUGGUCUGUGGAAUAAAUUGUGUGUGAAUUUAUGAAAGGAAUCCCAAUGCUUACUUAACUCCUGCCUUUCAAGGUUUUCCCAGUAACUAAUAUGUAUUGGAAAUGUAAUGAUAUGGUCUCUAUAAACGUAUUUGUAAAUGCUCUGUAAAUGGAGCUACACUGCAAAUAGAAUGUCUCCAAAAUACUGAAGAAGACAUUUGACAACGUUUUGACAAUGUAAGAAUGACAUUGUUGCAGCACAGCGUCAGCUGUCUCCAAGGAGCACUAUAGAAAUGAACAAGGGAUUAGUUGAACGAAAAACAGCACACGCAUGGGUACUCCAGAUUCAGGAUUGGUAAGCCUUGGGUCAAAUCAGUGAUCCAUUCAGUUUAAUCAGUGUUGAAACAGAAUGUACACAAGGGCAUUCCAUCCCACUAUUUUAAAAAUCAGUGCAGUUUAGUUUUUUUCUAAACCUGAGCAAGAAGCACGAUAUGCUGCCACCUCCAUCGAAAUUCCACAGAUUCUAAUGUGUUUGAAAAUGAAAUGCUGGUGUGUGUAUAUGCUAUAAAUAUAUUUCGUUGUGUAUUGAAGGGUCAAAGGGAGUAUCGGGAGUCUUAUUAAAGAGAACAUUGUUGUCCAGUA
Molecule: messenger RNA, 4159 nt
Organism: Salvelinus fontinalis (brook trout)
Lineage: Eukaryota; Metazoa; Chordata; Actinopteri; Salmoniformes; Salmonidae
Product: MAP7 domain-containing protein 1-like
Exons: 19
Coding region: 341-2596 (751 amino acids)
Biological process (GO): microtubule cytoskeleton organization
Cellular component (GO): microtubule cytoskeleton
Source: RefSeq, a predicted model, not a curated record